Molecule: messenger RNA, 2187 nt
Organism: Acanthamoeba castellanii str. Neff
Lineage: Eukaryota; Discosea; Longamoebia; Acanthamoebidae
Product: ERCC4 domain containing protein
Exons: 8
Coding region: 1-2187 (728 amino acids)
Biological process (GO): DNA catabolic process; double-strand break repair
Molecular function (GO): crossover junction DNA endonuclease activity; zinc ion binding; DNA binding
Source: RefSeq, a predicted model, not a curated record
AUGCCCGAACGCCUGCGCGGUGCGACCGACAUCAAGGAGUUGUUCCCAAAGUACCUGGAAGUCUACGCACCAGACGGGGGGUCUGUGCAGCGAGGCCUGGCCUACUACCUCGCCGGCGCGGUGGUCAUGCGGCGGGAGCUGCCCGACCGCCGCAUCGAGUUUCGGGUGCUGGGCCAGCACGAGGACUCGUACCGGGUGAUCUUUGAUUUCGGCCCGAAUUACAAGCGUGCAGAGUGCCUGUGCGCCCGACAAACCUCCGCCUCACGCCACCAGAGGGGUUGGUGCAAGCACAUUAUCGCCUGUCUGGCGACGGUCGUUUGCGACAGCGUGACCGCCCCUGAGUGGGUUCGGCGUAUGCCGGGGGCGAACGAGGUGAUCGCGUUGGUCUCCUUUGACUUUAUCGCGCGCUGCAACAACUACGCGCGCUCCGAGGAGUCGGCAACCCAAGUCAGCGCCCAACAACAACAACAACCUGCGGAAACCGCGCUCGAAGAGCUUAUACCGAGCAGCUGCGCUGCGGUCGUCGGGGAGGCGGCAUCACCUGAGGGCUAUACGAGUGCGGGUCCGCUGGAGCUCUUUCCCAUCAUGAAGCUCUACAGUCCUCGCAUUGGACCGAGCCCUCAGUGCGUGUGGAACAUCGUCAAGGCCUGCGUCAAGAAGGGCGCUGUCGCCAUACUCGACGAAGGGACACAGAGGUGUGGUCUCACCGAGAGCGGCUGCGCGGCGGCGCUCGAGGCCGUGGACUCCGAUAGGCAGAGACGCAGCCGGGAGGCCGUGCCCCUGCCCGUUGUCCCCGCAUCCCUACUAUCGCCGGCCCGGCAGGCCUCCCCUGCGGCGCAAGAGUUGGUGCGUGCCGCCAGCGCGCCCGCUCUCUUCCCUACAUCCUCGGCUCCCCUUCCCUCGUUCGCUACUCCGUCGCCGCUGUCCAGCGCAUCUGCCUCUUCGCCCCAUCGCACCGCAUCGCCGCCAGCAGCGCAGUCGUACCCGGCUUCGCUCUUUGCCGUCUCGGGCACCGGUGGUGCUGCCCAACCAGCGUUGUCAGCUGUGGACAGCAUGGAGACGACCACCGAAAAGCCCGACAGCGACCACAUGGAGACUCGCCCCUUCGUGUCAACGUGCACCACUCCAUCUGCUGGCAACGGCGCCUUUACCUCAACCUCGACCUCUAGCUCAACCGCGGAAGGUCCAAUCCCUGGCACGAGCACCAGCACGAGCAGUAGUGCAGCCCGUGGCUCUGAAGCUUCGCCGUACCGGGAGGCCAGGCGAGCGGCGGUGAGUGCAGAGGAGUUCAAGCGCGAUUGGGAAGUGGUCCUCAUCACCGACAGGUUUGGCUCCGCCCUACUCGCGUUCCGUCUUUUGGCGCUGGUGGGGGUGCUAACGCUCGCUCCGCCGGAGCUUUGCUUUCACAGUGCGGAAGCCGAAGGCAUCACCAAGAGGGUGUGGGAGCACUUCACUGAGAGGCAGGAGUACCUCCGCGAGCGAGGCAUCGCCAUCGAUCGACGCGGUCUCGCGCUCGGGGACUACAUCUGGGUGGCCCGCAAGCGGCAGCACCCCUGUGGCAUGCCCAGCGACCCGCGCGACGAUAUCGUGCUGGACUGGAUCAUGGAGCGCAAGACGAUACGCGAUCUCAGGGCCUCGCUGCAUGACAUGCGGCUCGACGACCAGUACCAACGGCUGAAAUCCAGUAGACUCAACACUGUCUUUCUCCUCGAGCAACCCUUCACUACCAACCCGGAGCUAACUCGGGAGAGCUUUGAUGCGAUCAUCGACUUCUUCCUGAUGGAGAUAGAGAGCCAGCCGCGAGGCCGAGACAACCUUUUCGUCGAGCACGUGCUCUCGCAGGACGAGACGGCGGCCUACGUGUGGCGCAUGACCAAGCGUCUCCGCCGCCACUACGACCAGCACGGCCUCGACGGGACCGAGUACUCGUUUCGUGCCUUCCAGAAGGCCUUCAAGAAGGGCAACUUCCGCCAGUCCGAGCUGGGCACCCUGGCCAGUAUGCUGCUCUGCGUGCCCGGCAUGUCGCACACCGAGGCGAUCGCGAUCGCUCGUGCCAACCCCACGCCCACCGGCCUCGUCGACACCCUCCACCACUUCGAGGAGCAGCAACAGCAACAAGGGCUCGAGGCUGACGUCAUGCUGGCCUUGUUGGAGGAGAGGAAAGCAGAAGAGAAAAGGAUUCUUUAA